Messenger RNA from Penicillium diatomitis, 1407 nucleotides. RefSeq lists its product as uncharacterized. NCBI's taxonomy places the organism in Eukaryota, Fungi, Ascomycota, Eurotiomycetes, Eurotiales, Aspergillaceae. The record is from RefSeq and is a predicted model, not a curated record. Bases 1 to 1407 code for a protein of 468 amino acids. The transcript has 5 exons.
AUGCGGAUCAAGUCCGCGUGGCUGGAUGCCGCUGGAAUCGCAAGAUGCAGUCCUGUGAACGUUGCCGAAAAAUCGAAAGUUGCGUGUGAUCAUAGUGUUCCCUGUGUAUCGACAAGAAAUCAUCGCGAGUGCAGCACCUGCAGCAGUACCCAGGGGUUUGUUGCUUCAUCGCUACCGAACAAGGAUAUUUCAUCGCCAUCGAAUGAGCAUUUCAGCAGUGCCGAUGGCGGAGACGCUGUCCAUACCACGCAGAUGGCACUUGGGACAACCCCUAGAGCGAGUCUUCCGCUACCUGAUCGUGCAGAGUCUGCACCACCGCUUUUUGAUUACCCAAGGGUCAGAUCAGAGAAGCAGGGCUUCUUUGGAUUUACCUCUCAUAUGUCGAUCAUGACAGAAGACUUGACACAGCUCGGGAUCACGUCUACGGGUCUGGAUCAGGCUACGAGUGUUCAUGAAAAACCCAUCCCGUACGAGAAGGUCGCGAGCGGUUGUCAAGUUCUUUCGUUCCUGCAGAACAGACCAAUGAUCGAUCGCGCUAUUGGUUUGUUAUUCAAGUCACUUGAUUGCAUUCAUCUACACUGCGGUGAGCUCAUUGUCAGACCGUGGCUCUCCCAACUGUGGAUUUCCUCGGCGACGGGCGACCACAUACGCUGGGGAGUGAUCGCCAUGGUCGCCAACUAUGUGGGAUCGUUCGCCAUGGUGAGAAGCUCGUCGGACCCCUUCUUUGAGGAAUUUGAUAUGGACCGUAAGUCCCUUUUGGAUCAAAUGACCGAAGUUUCCGGAUUCUGUAUCGGCUUUUGUCGAGAGAGCGGCCUCUUAGAUGAUGGAUUUCUGUAUGCCCUUUUCGAGUACUACAGCAUUAUCAAACAUACAAAGGGUGGAGCCUCUUAUGCAUCGUGGUGUGUGGGUGCCGAGUUGAACAGCGCCUUUAGAGUAAUGGGGCUGCAUCAAGAGAUCAGAGCCGAUGCUCAGGUGCCUCUUUUCCUCGCAGAGCUGCAGGCGUUGGGCCCGUCCCAAUCUACCGGGCUGGGAGACUGCGAAGAUGGAGCCAAAUGUUUGAAAAGGGCGAGGCAAAAGGAGUAUGAAAAGGAGGAACAAGAUUCCAGAGCGCAGACCCCGUGCAAUGACGAGACAUCAAGCUCGUCACUUUGCCACAAACACCGUGUAACUGCAAUGACGGGGAUUCCAAUUGACCAAGACUCGGCUCCCGUCAAUGUAGGAGAGCUCGUCGGUUUGAGAAUCAGCGACCAGUUGCAGGGCAGUCGUGAGAUGCCCUCGUUCCUCACGUACAACAUUCAAUGCACGCAUGAGCUGGAGUGGGAUAUGGUGCUUCAGGUUGGUGGGGAGAGUCUCAAGGUCAAGAGCGAACAGCCGGUUCUGGUUAUGGAGAGGAGUGUCUUGGGUUAA